AUGUCUGACAACGGUCAACACUCACCGAAUGGUGCCCCUGCUGAGACCCCUGCCAAUGCUGGAAGCGGCGAACACCUGAACAUCAAGGUCACGGACGGAAACAAUGAAGUGUUCUUCAAAAUCAAGAGGAGCACCAAACUGGAAAAACUCAUGAAGGCGUUUUGUGAGCGUCAAGGAAAGGACCCUCGUGCUGCCAGAUUCUUGUUUGAAGGAGGCAGGGUCCAAGCAUCUGAUACACCAGACCAGCUUGAAAUGCAGGACGGCGAUUCCAUUGAAGUUCAUCAGGAACAGAUUGGCGGUUGCGCUUGA
Molecule: messenger RNA, 309 nt
Organism: Exophiala bonariae
Lineage: Eukaryota; Fungi; Ascomycota; Eurotiomycetes; Chaetothyriales; Herpotrichiellaceae
Exons: 2
Coding region: 1-309 (102 amino acids)
Biological process (GO): protein sumoylation
Cellular component (GO): nucleus; septin ring
Molecular function (GO): ubiquitin-like protein ligase binding; protein tag activity
Source: RefSeq, a predicted model, not a curated record